Molecule: messenger RNA, 396 nt
Organism: Naegleria fowleri
Lineage: Eukaryota; Heterolobosea; Eutetramitea; Acrasida; Naegleriidae
Exons: 1
Coding region: 1-396 (131 amino acids)
Source: RefSeq, a predicted model, not a curated record
AUGGAUCAAGAUUUCUUUGCCCUUUCGAGUUUGUUACAAUUCGGUAAAGAAGUGACACAUGAAUUGAGAGGAGGACGGAGAUUAUUCGUUCAUGUUCCAUAUUGGGGAAAUAAUGAAAGUAUCAUUAAUUGUAGCGAAGACAAGUCUUUGAGAAAAGAAUAUCCUCUUCUUUCAAUUCAAUAUGUUCUCAAGAAUGGUAGAGAUCAUUCCCAGCAUCAUGAGAGCGUCGAGAACAUUAACGUAAUUGAACUUGGUCGAGGAGAUUCCUGUGUAGUGACAAAUGAACACUUGUCCUUCAUUGGUGACUCUUAUGAUAUUGUAUUUAAGGCGUGUCACUUGAGUAGUGCCACCUUUGUAGAAUUUACCGUGUUGGAUAUGGUUGUUCAGAAUUUUUGA